UGAUUGGUGAGGCUCUCUUGUUCCUGAUUCUACCACCUGGGGGGUACCUGAGUGAUUCUGACAGCUGGUAUAAGCCAGGCAACAUAGCAGGAGCCAAUCCAAUAUUUUGGCAAUACUUCAUAGGCUUUAUUUCCACAGACCCAAUCAUGUCCUACUAGAGCUUCCCAUGGGCCUUUGUUGAAGGGGGAAAGACUAUGUUUUCGAUGGUUGAACUUAUGGAACCUUUGGUAGUAGGGACCAGCCAUUUCCUGCCAAGGAACACCACCACCUGGAUCAUGAGGGUUGCUAGUUCUGUUCCGAAAACAGACUCCCCAAUCAUUCAGGUAUUUCCAAUCCCAUACCUGAUGACCAGCAGAAUUGGCAAAGGCAGAAGAAUGGAUCAUGUUAUCAAUAGAAUAGUUACAGGAAGCAUGAAAAUCAUGAUCAUGUUGGCAGAAAGUGAUAUUCUGCGUGUGGUUAUAAUGGAGAAUUUUAUAUAUCCACACAUAUAAACAUAGAGAUUAGAAGGCAUAUGUUUAUGAAAUAUAAUAAAAUCACAAGGAACUAAGCAAAAAGGCCCAGUCCUAUGAGACCCUAAAAUCUAGUCUCAUAGAGAAGCAAGUUCAGCUUGAACUUCUCAACUCAUGAAAUGAAGCAAACAGGACUGUGUGUGUGAUUAACUUUAAUUAAUGGGUAUAUUGUUCGGAAGCAAAUGAGCAUGUAACCCAUGAUUGAUAUUUUAAACUGUUUGAUGCUGGGAAAUUAAUUAUUAGUGAAAUAGUUGCCAAUCAUAAAAGGUAAAAGAGAGAGAGAGACAAGCAUUUCAGACCGCUGUUAAACUCUGCUUUAUUAUUUAGAUACAAAGUUAUUUUACAUAACAAGAAGCAGUUGUUGUUGUUAUGUGCCUUCAAGUCAAUCAGUUUCUCCAUAUUCUGUCCUUACAGUAGCCUCUUGUCCAGAGUAUAGGUUGCGCCUCAGGACAACGAGAUGGCUUUUACCCUGCAUUUAGAUCACUGGGACUUCAGACUUAGUAAAAUAAGAAAAGCUACUUUAUUUUUAGAAAUACAUAGUAGAUAGGAAAGGCAUACCUACUUCUAACUAACCAAGUUGGAGGCGCAACGCCCAGACGUGGGAGUUGCCCUCGUGGCUCAGGAGGGAGAGAGGAACGUCUCUGCUCUUCCAGAUAGUUGGAGAAGAGAGGGAGGAAGGAGGAGGGGCAGAUAAGCUUCCCUGAGACAAAUCAGUCUGCAACGGAAGGAAGACAAGUCAGAGCACAGCACAGGUGAAGGUAGCCAAGCCUAGCCAGCUGGAGGACCCUCACGCUCUCUCCCUUAUAUUAACAUCAGCAAGAACAACUCAUCAGUGGCUCUUGCCACACUCCCAACACUGCUAACUGUGAGCAUGGAUUGUCUCCAGAAGAGAUUUUGAGGCAUGGCCCACGUGCAUGCCCUUUUCACCACCUUUUCUCUCUCAUCCUUCCACGUUAAAGUUAGCGGAUGGAGCCUUGUUGAAGUACUGCUAUGUAUUAAUGGAUGCUGUUAGAACAUUGCAUUCAUAGGUCAAAGAGGCCUUUUCAGAGCCCCUCACGGAGCCUGGUCAUCCCACUCUUGGUGGCAAAGUCCAUAUCUAGUGACUCUGAUGGCCCGUUCUGCCAUCAAGGUGCACACAAUUGGACAUGUGUCACAGCGCAAGAAAGUUGGAGCUGAACCCAGAGGCCUACCUUCUGAACCUCUACCGACUGAUUCGGUACCUGAUGCAAGUGAAACAAAUCGCUCCUUCAUCAACAGUGGUGUGCCCUAGAAAUCCGGUGGAACUGGGGGACCCCAACAUCCUCAUCUGCUCCGUGGACCGGUUCUCUCCCCCGGUGCUGAACAUCACCUGGCUGAAGAACAAUGAGGUGGUCUCGCAGGGCAUGGAGGAGACGGAGUUCUACCCCAGCUUGGACAACACCUUCCACAAGUUCUCCUACCUCACCUUUGUCCUGGAGCAGGGGGACUUCUACGUCUGCCAGAUAACCAAGAAGGAGACAGGUAGCCCUUUCCUGACGGUUUCUCUGCAGUGCCCUGAAAUGCAUCUCCCAAGACUUUGUUUCUUCAGUCAGCUGGAAGGACCUGCUACUUGCUUGCCCAUGUGCUCACCUGGCCUGCUCUGCCCUCCCCAAAGCACCCCACUGGCAUCAAAAGAGCAACAGAGAGUCGAAGGCUGAUGUGGCAUCAGUGCAUCUGGGGAACUCCACGCUGGUGUAUUUCAGCAUCAGCCAAAGAACUCAGAUAUGCCAUACUUUUAAAAAGAUGGUUUCUGCUUGCCAUAGGACAGGAUGAGGGCCUCUGAGGGGCAUUGUACUGUUCCCAUUCACAACCCCCCCUGCAACGUCUCAGAUUUUAGUGGGCACUUCCACUUUUUAAAGCCUCAUGCCACAUUUAUUAGAGCAGAAAUGUAUUAGUUUCUACAACCAAAGAUUAAACGUUUUAGGAUGCUAUCUUGUCUAUGCAAUAUCAGGUACAGAAUGCACACCCCUGUGAGAACCCUGACCUAGGAGGGUUAAUUCCCGCUCUUUCCAUCUGCAGGACGAUGCAAGCGAGACCCUCUGCUCGGGUGAUGAGGCUGCACAGUGUCCAGGGCAGAUUCCUUGGCUUGGACUUGGGGUGCUAACACUCCCCAGUCAUGGGCUCUCCCCAUCUGAUGCCCAGGGGUGCAGGUCUCCUCCUGGCCCUGUCAGAGGCGGGUAUGUCAUAUUCUGGAGAGUUGGAGGGGAGGGGGCUUCUUGCCUUGCAUUGAGGGCAUCUGCAGGGCACAAGGAGACCCUGUGCCAACAGCCACAUUUGCAACAAAGUGUGGCAAUUCAUCCACACCACAAUCACCCCCAUCUCCAGUUUUUGGAGAGAGGUUUGCUCAGUUCUGUGAGCUACACUGCAGUGACCUCAGGUGCUUGAUCCAUCGCUGUCUACAGGCCCCAAUAUCAUAUUCAUCCAGGUACAGAAAUGUCUGUCUGAAGAGAAGGCUCUCUUUUCUCCUGCAAAAUAUUCCAGGUGGCAUCUGCACAAUCCAAACUCUGUUGUUCAUAGACAUGCGCCAUGUUUCCAAAAACAAUGAAUAAAAUUCAGAUUUUGAGGAUGUG
Rhineura floridana is the source of this 3097-nucleotide messenger RNA. Its product is annotated as HLA class II histocompatibility antigen, DP alpha 1 chain-like. Bases 1655 to 2185 code for a protein of 176 amino acids. The record is from RefSeq and is a predicted model, not a curated record. The transcript has 3 exons. Lineage: Eukaryota; Metazoa; Chordata; Lepidosauria; Squamata; Rhineuridae.